AUGGAAUCAAGAGAACAAAAGAUAUUUGAUUUAUUGGUUAAUCAAGAUGAUCAAUUGGAUAGUCUAUUAAAACUUGUAUCAUAUCAAGAAAUGAUAGACAUGAUAUUAACAAUCAUUGUUGAUGGUAUACCAAAGGAUAUAAACUUUAAAGAAGAAAAAGAAAAAGGAGAUAUUCAAAAAUGUUUAAUUGAUAAACUAAUAAUAGUUUUAAAUCAAUGUAGAUCUGAAACUAUCACUUCUCAAGAUUUAAUUUCUAAAUGGUUUGAAGAUGAUGGAGAACCAAAAGAAUUGUUAGAAUUAAUUUAUAAAGUUUAUGAAAUACAAGAUACAAGGAUGAGGGGUGAAUUGUAUAGAUUGAUGAAUUUUAUAAAUCAAAAUUGGCCAGAUAAAAUUGAUAUGAAAAGGAUAGUAGAUUAUGCAUUUAGAGAUGUAAGUGGAGAGAUUAUUGAAUAUUUGACUCGAUCAAUAGAUUAUACAAAGAAUAUAGAGUUGAUCUAUCAUUCUCUCUCGAGUCAAUUGAAAAGUGCAACAGAUUAUGAACAAGAAACAAGAGUAUUGGCAAUUGCUCAAAUGAUCUUAGAAUCAACUAUCAACUUGCCAGAAGAUCAACUCCUCCAAAUUGACCCAUUUUAUUUAUUAUCAAUUUCAGAAUUAAUAUUAAAUUCUCAAUUGUUGGGAGAAUUUCCUCAAUCAAUAGAAUAUUAUUCAAUGCAUAUUACAAUCUUUUCUGAAAAUAAUCAAUUUACAAAUAAUGAUUGUAAAAAAAGUAUAUCAAUAAUAUUAGAUUUAUUAAAAAGAAAAGAAAAUGAGAAUGCAGAUACAUGGUCAAUAUAUGUAGUUUCAUUGAUGUUAUUAAACAAUAUUUGUGGAAAAGAAAAGUUUGGAAAAAUCUUUUAUCAAUUGAUGCUAUAUACGAUCAAAGAGAAUGGACGUCCAACACGUCUAAUCAAUGCAUUUUUUCACAUUUUUGAUCGUAUUUGCCCAUCCUAUAUUGGUCCAUAUAUCAAUUACUUUUUAAAACUUAACAAGGUUAAAACAAUUGUAUCUCUAUUAUCAUCAACAGAGACUACAGUUUACUACAGUAAUAGAUUGUUUCCAAUUUUAGAUAGAGGUUUUAUUUCCAACAAGAUUACUGACCAUGUUGAUGACUAUGUACACGGUGGAAGAGUAGAGAUAUUUUAUAAUGUACUAUCAAUCUAUAUUGACAAUGUAGGCGUCAGACAUCAAGAUACAAUGGAUAUUUUUGAAAGAUUCUUGACCAUUACAUUAUCAUUUAGUCAUUCAAAUAUUGUUGACCGAUUAAUCCAACUAGUAGGUCCUCAAAACAUGACCAACCAACAAAUCAAUUUGGUAUUUUCAAACUUUUUAAAAUCUAUCAACAAUAAUAGUAAUGACGAGUAUUCUAUUAAUCUUGUGGAUAUUUCAAUGGCAUGUAGAUCUUGUAAUUUAAUUUUAACUAUUUUAAGAGAAAAUCAUCAUUUUAAAAUAGAUGAUGAUAUUUUACAAGGAUCCAAAAGUACAAUUUUAACAAUUGGUAAUCAAUUACCAAAAUCAUUCAUCCCUCCUUAUCUAUUGGUUUUAAAAUUAUUCAAUAACAACAAAGACAACAAAAUCAAGACAAAUUUAUUACAAAAACUUGAUGAAAAGUGUUUAGAUUUAUAUCAACAAUGGUCGACAAUAAUAGAAAGUUCAAAUUGGAUCAAUUUUAAAAACUCUAGUUUAAACAAUGAUCAACAAUAA
Molecule: messenger RNA, 1740 nt
Organism: Cavenderia fasciculata
Lineage: Eukaryota; Evosea; Eumycetozoa; Acytosteliales; Cavenderiaceae
Exons: 5
Coding region: 1-1740 (579 amino acids)
Source: RefSeq, a predicted model, not a curated record